AAAACAAAAAAUAUUUAUUCGCGCAGUUAAAUUAAAUCACACAAAACACAAAAACGUCUCAAGUAAUAAAAUAUCUUACACACCGAUUGGAUAUAACUUAAAACGUUUAUAUUGAUUGAUUUAUUGGUGGUGUAAUAUCAACAGUUUGGAUGGUGCCUAAGUGGAAAAGUGCACAUUUUUCGCGCAGUUUUAUUGCGUGUAAAUCGAAAAGACGCUCGUUCAAGUUAAUACAGAAUUUUAAACAAAGAAGUUGUCCUCAAAAGAGAAGCUAUUAUUGUUUCGCGCAGUUUCGAGAAGUGAAACUGAUUGAAUUUUAAACUAAAUUCAGUAGAAUUAGGACUUUAAAAGCAACCCCAGAAGUUUUCAAGGGUGAAAUUGCUAUUUGGUACCAUAUUUCGUGCAGUUUCGGGAUCAUACAUUUUGAAGAUUUUGAAUCAAAUUACUUCAGAACACGAAGAAAGGACAUUUUGACUGGUGAAAAUUGAAGAAAUACGCAUUUCUGGCAGUUUCGAGAAGUUGCUAGACAACAUAUUUGGUGUAUUAUUGAAACAAAUAAGUUGCAUUUGAAGGAUAAAAUAUUUUUCUCAAAGACUUAAACAGUAUUGUGAAGAAAUUCAUAUAAGAGCUUUCAUAUUAAGAAGUUGCAAAACUACAAACUAUCAAAUACAAAAUAUCGAAGGAUUUUUUCUAUAAUAAUAUAUUCAAUUUUGGACGUAGUACUUAAUAUUUUCAAUAAAGUAGCUUAACAAGUACUUACUCUAUAUCUUUCUACAAUACAAAAAAAAAAAAAUCUACAACUUUACAAAUUUCGUGCUCUUUCGAGAAGUUUUUUGAAAACAAUAAAAACAAAAGAAAAAAAUCAAUUUUUAAGCAAAAUAAUUAUAUACGAUACAAUUACAUCAGUAGAAGAAAAAAAAUAAGCAACUUUCGUGCUGUUUCGAGAAGUUUCAUAUAAACACCACACAUAAACAAAAAGUCCAGAAAUUUAUUGGUACCAAGAGAACAAAAAUAUUCUAUUUGCUGAAUUAACUGUGUUCAAUUCUACAACAAGAAAAAUACAAAAAAAAAAAACUCACCACAUUGAUUAUAUUCACCACAAACAUCUAGAAAUUAAAAAAAACUUCCUCAAAAAACACAAAAAACUUUAAUUAGUUUUAAGUAUUUGUAAAAAUGGUUGUCAUUGGUGAUUCAAAUAAAAAUGCCGCCAAUCAAAAUGGCGGCGUUCAUCCCGAAAAAAUGAAAAUGCUCAAGCAGGAGCUUUUCCCCGAGGUGACUUUCUGUAAUAUCUCUGAGCGUUCGACCAGCGUUGUAACCAUCAAUGGUUCUGGUGAUAAAGGAACCGUAAAAAAACGCACACGUUUGAUAUCAAAUGAAUCUGGUGAUUCAAUAGAAUCUUCAACAUCAUCGGAUAAGAAAAAGCCCGAAAUUCCCGAUGGUGGAUUUGGAUGGGUUGUUGUCUUCGCUUCGCUUAUGGUAUCAAUGAUUGCCGAUGGAAUAUCAUUUUCUUUUGGUUUGAUCUACACCGAAUUGUUGGCAUACUUUCAUGAAAGUAAAGCAAAGACUGCAUGGAUUGGAUCGUUAUUUUUGGCAGUUCCACUUCUCGUUGGACCUGUUAUGUCAAAUUUGGUGGACAAAUAUGGCUGCCGUAAAAUGACAAUAAUCGGAGGUUUACUAUCCUCAUUUGGAUUUGCCUUAUCGGCGAUUGGAACUUCGGUAGAAAUGUUGUAUCUAACUUUUGGAAUUAUAUCCGGAUUGGGUUUGGGUAUUGGCUAUGUUACGGCUGUAGUAUCAAUUGCCUUCUGGUUUGAUAAGAAACGAACUUUUGCCACGUCUAUUGGAGCAUCUGGAACGGGUAUUGGAACUUUUCUAUAUGCUCCAUUUACUCAGUGGUUGAUUGAUUAUUAUGGAUGGAGGGGGGCAACCUUAAUACUGGCCGGAACUAUGCUCAAUACCUGUGUGUUUGGAGCGCUGAUGAGAGACCCAGAUUGGUUGAUUGAAGAAAAUCGAUUAGAAAGCCGAUCCCAGAGUGUGACAACGUUUUCAAAUUCAAGUGUUUGCUUGGAAGAGAUUAAGAAGCUCCUUGAAACCGGUAUAACCAAGGAAGCAGUAUUGGACACUCUAGUGACGAACUACAAUACCGAAGCGAAUCAGCAAAUUGGGGAUCCUAUGGCGAAUAGUCUGAAGAAAUAUCGAAGUGAGCUAUUUUUACCAACUUACUUGGGAUCACAGGAGUUGGACAGUAUCUAUGAGGUCAAGAGUCUAAGUCGCCGAUCUCUUCGUCAAAAAGUCGGUGCUGAAGCUCCAUCAAGGGAAAACCUUCUAUCAAUGUCGUCAGCUGGAAAUCCAACUGUUGCCGUUGUCUCAGGAAACGAAGACAACAAGAAACCCUAUUUGGCCAGCAUGGAAACUCUAUCCCCAUCAGAGAAGAUAUCCAACUUCUCCUUGCACACUCGUGAUAGUUCAACUGACGAAGGUUACCUUACCCAAAAGCAAGGCAAAGAACAUGAACGUUUCGCCAGCAGUCGUUAUUCCCUAAAUGAAAAUAUAUUCGGAAAUACCAACAAUUCAUUGGUAAACAUUCGAAAUAAUUGUCAUCGUCGUAAUUCUUUGGAUAUUUUAAACGAUGAUCUGUAUCAUUGUUAUUCGAUGUCAACCAGAGACGAAUCGACAGCUCUGAUUGAGGCAAAUGUUAAUAAGCUAAACGGUACUGUGAUUGUAAUUCCUGAAAAUGAAGUUGCACAAUAUAAUAAUGGAAUAACGGGAUUGCGAAGAUUAUCGAGGACAAAAAAAUUCAACCGUUCGAAUUUGCGUCGUAAUGUUUCGAUAAGGAAUUCAAAUUUCCUCAAGGAUAUGCGAAUUCAUCGUAAUUCGAUACAUUAUCGUGGUGCUCUAUUGAAUACACAUCGUUAUAGGUUGAGGGCGUCAUCGUGUCCGAAUAUUUAUAGGAAUUCAAUGACCACCAUUGCUAAGGAAGUUGAAGAUACAUGGUAUGAGAGUUUUGUUGAUGUGAUGAAAUCGGCUUUUGAUUUUUCCCUAUUUUUGGAUUUGAAAUUCUCAAUUUUCAACCUGUCAACUUUGUUGCUGUUUAUUUGGUUCAUUAUUCCCUAUUUCUACAUCGUUGAACAUAUGAAAACCUACAACUAUACGGAAGAAGAUAGUGCUCAUUUGAUUUCGAUAAUUGGUAUCUUUAAUACAAUUGGUAUGAUCGUACUUGGUUUUAUCGGUGAUCGUCCGUGGCUGAAUGUAAAUAUUUGUUAUGCUGUUUGCAUGGUUUUAUGUGGGCUGUCAGUUGCCUUAAUACCAAUUUUUGUCGAAAGUUACAUAACACUUGUUGGUCUAUGUAUGCUGUUUGGUUUAACGUUCGCGAGUUCAUUUUCGUUUACACCCAGUAUUUUAGUGAGUCUGGUUGAUUUGGAUGAUUUUACGUGUGCAUAUGGUUUGGUGCUAUUGGUGCAAGGACUUGGAAUUAUUGUUGGUCCACCAUUGGCUGGUUUCAUCUAUGAAGUUACACUGAGGUGGGAUGAUUCGUUCUAUGCCGCUGGAUUCUUCAUAGCUUUAUCCGGAGUUCUUGCCUAUUUAAUUGAGUUUUUCGAAAGAAGAGAAAAACGUCUAAAAGGAAGUGAUAGUGAUUCUUAGGAGCACAAAGGCAGUCUUUAUAAUAAUAUUAUAAGAAAAUUCAAUUAAUUUUGUAUAUGAAAUAAUUAUUUCUUUAUAUUUCGUUGUCCUAAUAAGAGAAAAAAAAAAACAAAAAAAUUACUUUUUUAUCUGAUAAUUAAUUUUAAUUAAAAUUAAAAUCUUUAAACAAUAUACUUAAAACAAAAAAAAAAAAAAACAUAUAUAAAUUUAUUUGGACAGUGCAUCACUGCCCUUCGGACAACAACAUAGAAAUCCUAAAUUUCUAACCGAAGAACAAAUUGUUAAAAAAAAAAAUAAGAA
Molecule: messenger RNA, 3936 nt
Organism: Episyrphus balteatus (marmalade hoverfly)
Lineage: Eukaryota; Metazoa; Arthropoda; Insecta; Diptera; Syrphidae
Exons: 5
Coding region: 1171-3636 (821 amino acids)
Biological process (GO): monocarboxylic acid transport; transmembrane transport
Molecular function (GO): monocarboxylic acid transmembrane transporter activity
Source: RefSeq, a predicted model, not a curated record